UAGUCUCCUAAUGUUCCUCAACAGGGUUUCUUUUCUAUAUGUUUAAUCAUUCUAGCUUUAAGAAUGUUUUCCAUCAAUUUCCAUGAGAAAUAAGCUACUCAGGAUAUGACUUUGUUGCCCUGCUUUGAUGUAGGGAAGGUUAAGCAUUUAUUUUUCUUUUCUUUUAUAAACUAAUAUACUUCUGAGUUCCUAAGGAGGGAGACAUGUAUAUAGAAACCACCAUCUUAUUUUUGGGGUGGCUCUGUUUCACGUCCAAACUGAUUGGCAUUAAACCACCUAAGUUUAGCAUUACAGCAAACUCAAUUCCAGCUGUCCACACUGUGUUGCUUUCAGUGGAAAUGCACAUCCACAUUUUAGCAUUAGUCAUGUAAUAACUUCUAAGAACAUAACAAGAGUGGAAUCCAGGGUGACAGGGUGUUUCUUCCAGGAACACACACACACACACACACACGUUUAUAAUUUAGAAAUAAAUUAAUCUUGAGUAAUGUUUCCAUUUUUAAAAGAUCAAAAAUAGCCCUGAUAAAAGGAUUCCUGGGUCUUCUAUUGAGAUUUUUCCAGUGCAACCUCUUUCUACAUAAUAGCAACCUUUAAUCCAGACCCCUCAUUUUCCUUCCUCUCAGUUAUAGUGCUUGUCAACUUGCAUUACAGAUGAAUAACAGAGAAACAUAAAGACAUACCCUUGGGUAGAACACUUGCUCAGCUUUGCAGGAUGGGAAAGCUUCAUCAUACAAAAUAAUUGCAGUAGUAAGUGAUAAUAACUGUAACAUUUUACAAUCCUGACUGAGCACCAUGGGGUAUCUUUUAAGAAAGAAAACAAUGAAUACCAUAGAACUCUAAUAAUGCCCAUUUAAAACAAAGAAACUAGAACUAUGUGAAUUGGUCAGAAUUUCUCUGAAUACAUCAUCCCUUCUGGAUAAACGAUGCCCAAUUCCAGAAAAACCGUGCAGUUCACAGACACAGUAGUGCAAUUACUGCUAACUAUAGUUUAUGUCAAGUGAAGAGAACUCUUUCCAGCCCAAGAGCCUUCUUGGGGUCAUGUGCUGUUGCUAGACCAGGCCAGAGGCAAAGGUGAGCAGAAAAGUUGAUGUGAACUUUUAUCAUUGUACAAUAGGUUAUCUAUCCCUCUAGCAAGUAGCAUUGUCAGGGAUCAAGGAUGCAUUCCAGCCAGGCAAAAGCACCGAAGGAGGGCCCCAAACAGGUCUGCUAAGGAGUGUGGCAAGGAAGAAGUUAUGGGCUGGGGAGAGUCCCAGGGGUCAGAAACAGAAGCCUGGGGUCCCCACUACCGUAGUCUCAUUGCUGAGCAGAAACAUGCAGAGCUUAGUGGAGUGGGAGGCCAGCCAGCCAUAAGACUCUCUGAUGUGUACUUGCCUGAAUACAGAGUCGGCAUCCAAAGUUGGGUCCAGUCCUAGGGUCAAGUAAACUGCAAUCCAUGUGGUCAAACGGACCAGGGCUCGGAAUCAGAUGAUCAGGUGGCCAAGACAAGCAGGAAACACCAAGGUAGGGCCAGGAACUACAAGCAUUCUUACCAGCAUCUACUGCUGGAAGCUCUGCUUAAGAUGGCUGAAGAUGGUUCUCACCAGUGUCGUCUUCUCUGUGUCCUUGAACGCUGAUCAGCUGCAGGUGGAGUCACUCCGUCUUCUCCGCCUUCAGGCUGCUGUUCCACAGGCCAAGCUGACUCCUGGCCCAUGACACCCCAUGCCCGUUUUAUGCAAAUAAGCCAGAAUUAUGAUUUGAAGCUUGUUUAUUAACAAACCAUAGUUAAAAGAUAACCACAAUUUGUCAAGGUUCAAGCAUAACAAACCAUGGUUAACUGAAAAUGGAAGCAUAUCCUUCCACAAUUCUUUGCUACAGCUUUGCCAGUAGCGAAGGCCUAGCGGCAAACAAGUAGGCCCCUCUUCCUCAACUUGCUGAUAGUUAGAAAAGGCAAAGGUCAGAGCUGAGUUGUGUGUGUAAGCUAGAAGCUGGUGGAAGAAGGCUGAAGCCUGCCAGGUAGAGAAAUGUCUGGUUUCUGCUUGCAUACAAGGCUGUGGCUAUGGGGGAAGCAAUACCUUCUUGGAGUGUUAAUGCUGUGAACCCCUCCAUCGUAGACUCAAAUUGUAUAUAUGUGUGAAUAAACCAUUUGCCAUAAAGACACGACAGUCUUCACUGUACCUCAUUCCGAAGGAAACAUGGACCCUGAGGAAGUGCCUGGAACUCCUGGAAUCUCACACUGCUCAGAGAGUGGGGUAGCGUGCAACAAUAUGUAACACUAAGCUGUUUAUUUACUAUCUUGCAUUCCAGGCAAAGAUUGUCUCCCUAAGCAGCUCACGUCAAAAAAAAGAAAAAACAUAGACAGGCAUUGCCCUCAGGCUUAUAAACUAGAAAGUGAAGACACAAGGAAAAGGGGUUGAGGUGAAUGGUGCAGGAGGGAGAUCAGUUUGACAAUGCCAGAACAAAAUCAUAAACUGCAAAAAAAAAAAAGGCAUUUAUAUCCAUGUGGAUCUUGCUGCUUGUCUUGCUUGUACAGUGGUACCUCGGGUUACAUAUGCUUCAGGUUACAGACACCCCUAACCCAGAAAUAGUACCUCGGGUUAAGAACUUUGCUUCAGGAUGAGAACAGAAAUUGCACUGCGGCAGCAGCGGGAGGCCCCAUUAGCUAAAGUGGUGCUUCAGGUUAAGAACAGUUUCAGGUUAAGAACAGACCUCUGGAACGAAUUAAGUACGUAACCAGAGGUACCACUGUAUAGAGGUGCUGAAACUGACCCAGCAAUCCUUGUUCCUCUGUGUUGUGGCAAAGGCUUCCUCUCACUCCUGAAGCCCAAGGGCAAUUGGUAGUUGGAGCGAAAUGUGGCAGGGUGUGGGGGAAAUGAGCUACCUGCAGCUCCUCAUUCUCAUCCUUUGGCAGAUGUGUGGGGCUAGGCUGGUCUUUUUGACAAGAUGUUCAUCCUAGAAGGCAGAGGAUGCAACCUGCCAGUGACUUUUCUCCCCACACAAUAGUAGAGACCAGUGUUUCCCCAGUUCAAACUAUGGUUUAGUGUUACACGAGAACGAAGCCACAAGCUCACUUUGUGAAGCAAUCUUCAUGGUGUUGUUUCUCUUUUUAAGUAAAAGUUUAAAAGUCAAGGAAUAGCAGUAGUAAUACUACUAGCACUACCAUUCAAGGACACUGAAUAGGAUUUCAAAUACAAUAGUACAUAGAAAAUAUAUCAAUAUAGUAGUUUUGAAUUAAAUCCAGAAUUGUACUGAUCCUAUAUUCUUAUCUAAAGUAAAGCCUUCCAGAAAUCUUUACAAUCAAUUAUUAUUCACCAAUUAUUUAGUUGACUGCCUCUCAGUGAAAUCACACUUAAGCUUAAAAUAGGGUUAGUUUGAAGUGGAUUAUACUAGGAAAAUACAUAAACUUCCACACGCCAUAUAAGCCGGUGGAAAAUAGUUCCCUACUAUAUUUUGGAGAGGUUCUGUACUGCAUAACAGAUUAAAUGUUUAUAUUCAGGGGACUAUAGGGAAUGAUAGCUACAUCUGGUUUAUGAACCCUGUUUCUAUUGAAAUGAUUUUCAAACUUAUGUAGCAGCUGUUUUCAGGCUUUCUAACAGAAUUCAUCUGUAUUUGUCUCACGGGGUGUUGUGCAUCGGCAAUGCAUCUACAACGCUUUCUUGCCUUUUCUGUAUAACGCUGGCUGUAUCAGUUGACAACAGGUCUGUGCGCUUUUCCUUUUUAAUGAAGUAAAAUUGCCUAGAACAUGGUUUCAGAGUAUAGUGCUAAAGAGAGCCUUUCUAAAUUUUUGAACACUAUUUCUUAGUGAUGCAGAUGCUUUGAAUGUCUGCUCUUGGGCAACAUUCAAGCUGAAUAUAAACUAUUAGUGGUGAAAUUCCACCCUGGUAUAACAUGUUGCUUUAGUGCUAAUUUUGUUGCCAUAGUUACCAAGUUCCUUUUGAUACAGUUAGCAAUGCCAAACAUUUUGCUUGUUGAGUUCUCCUAUCAGAACAUCUCAGUUGACUCAUGUUGGAGAAUUAUUGUGGGUAUUCUUAGAAUUAUGCAAUCUCCAUCAUGAUGUACCAGUAUCUCUUCCAUCAUGGAGAGUGAAUCUGAACUUUCUUCCCAAAUGUUCUUUGGGAAACACACAAUGGCAAGACCUUUGAUGUGCCUAUUGAUGAAGAUAGGAACAUAGGAACCUACCCAGGAGUUGGUACUAUUUUACCGUCCUCUUUGGUCAUGAAGGACAGAAGCCACUUGAGCUCCGUUGUGAGGAGGAAGCAGAUGGGGAAGAAUGGGUAGAGGCUAUUCACCAAGCCAGCUAUUCAGAUAUCCUGAUUGAACGGGAAGUUUUAAUGCAAAAAUAUAUUCAUCUAGUUCAGAUUGUAGAGACAGAAAAGAUUUCAGCCAAUCAGUUACGACAUCAGCUUGAAGACCAAGACACAGAAAUUGAAAGGCUUAAAUCAGAGAUUGUAGCUCUUAACAAAACGAAAGAACGAAUGCGACCUUAUCAAGGCAACCAAGAAGAAGAAGAUCCUGAUAUUAAGAAAAUCAAAAAGGUUCAGAGUUUUAUGCGAGGUUGGUUGUGUAGAAGAAAAUGGAAGACAAUUGUCCAGGAUUACAUUUGUUCUCCACAUGCAGAAAGUAUGCGAAAGAGAAAUCAGAUCGUUUUCAACAUGGUUGAGGCUGAAUCUGAAUACGUACAUCAGCUUUACAUCCUUGUGAAUUGUUUUCUAAGGCCGUUAAGAAUGGCUGCAAGUUCAAAGAAACCACCAAUUAGCCAUGAUGACGUCAGUAGUGUAUUCCUCAACAGUGAGACUAUAAUGUUUCUUCAUGAAAUAUUUCAUCAAGGAUUAAAAGCAAGAAUAGCAAACUGGCCUACUUUAAUUUUAGCUGAUUUAUUUGAUAUCCUGCUGCCAAUGCUGAAUAUUUAUCAAGAAUUUGUUCGGAAUCAUCAAUAUAGUCUCCAGGUCCUUGCAAACUGCAAGCAGAACAGAGAUUUUGACAAACUUUUGAAGCAGUAUGAAGCCAACCCUGCCUGCGAGGGCAGAAUGCUCGAGACAUUCCUUACUUACCCCAUGUUUCAGAUUCCUAGAUAUAUAAUAACCCUCCAUGAACUUCUGGCUCACACACCGCAUGAGCACGUAGAAAGAAAAAGCCUUGAAUUUGCUAAAUCUAAGCUAGAAGAGCUUUCAAGAGUGAUGCAUGAUGAAGUGAGUGACACAGAAAACAUACGGAAAAAUCUGGCAAUAGAAAGAAUGAUAGUAGAGGGUUGUGAUAUAUUAUUGGACACCAGCCAAACUUUUAUACGACAAGGUACUCUUAUUCAAGUACCUUCCGUUGAGAGGGGGAAGCUUAGUAAAGUUCGCCUGGGAUCAUUGUCUUUGAAAAAAGAAGGAGAAAGACAAUGUUUUUUAUUUACAAAACACUUUUUAAUUUGUACAAGGAGCUCUGGAGGAAAGCUGCAUCUACUUAAGGCAGGAGGUGUUCUCUCGUUAAUAGAAUGCACACUAAUUGAGGAGGCUGAUACGAAUGAUGAUGACUCGAAAGGUUCUGGGCAAGUAUUUGGACAUCUUGACUUUAAGAUUGUGGUCGAACCAGCAGAUGCUCCUCCUUUUACCAUUGUCCUGUUAGCCCCUUCACGGCAGGAAAAAGCAGCCUGGACAAGUGACAUUAGUCAGUGUGUUGACAACAUACGGUGCAACGGUUUAAUGACCAUAGUAUUUGAAGAAAACUCCAAAGUCACUGUGCCACAUAUGAUCAAAUCUGAUGCACGUCUUCACAAAGAUGACAUUGACAUCUGCUUCAGCAAAACACUAAACUCCUGCAAAGUGCCCCAGAUUCGUUAUGCAAGCGUUGAACGCCUUUUGGAGAGAUUAACAGACUUGCGAUUUCUCAGUAUUGAUUUCCUUAAUACUUUCCUACAUACUUAUCGCAUAUUUACUACUGCAGCAGUUGUCUUGGAGAAACUGUCGGAUAUAUACAAAAGGCCUUUCACCUCAAUCCCUGUUAGAUCUUUGGAAUUGUUUUUUGCUACUAACCAAAACAACAGAGGAGAACACCUGGCUGACGCAAAAUCACCACACCUUUGCCGCAAAUUCUCUUCCCCUCCGCCUCUAUCACUCUCUAGGACUUCCUCGCCUGUCAGAACCAGAAAACUGUCACUAAGUUCUCCACUAAAUUCUAGGAUAGGGGCUUUAGAUCUGUCUACGACCUCUCUUGCCAGUAGUCCUACCUCAACAUACAGCCCUGCCACUUCACCACCACCCACGCUAUCUAAAGUACCACUGGACCUUAGCAAAGGCCCUUCAUCUCCAGAACAAAGUCCUGGCUUUGCAGACGAAAACUCAGAGAAUCCACGUAUUGAGCUUUGCAACAAACUAAGGAGAAGCAUCCGAAGAGCAGCGGUUCUGGAAUCUGUAUCAGUGGAUCGCACUAUCCCAGAAAGUGCCUCAACUGUGGAUACUCCUGAGCUCUCCCCGUGUAGAUCUCCUUCGACUCCACGACAUCUACGUUAUCGACAGCCAGGGGUACAGGUGACUGACAACAGUCAUUGUUCCGUUUCCCCUGCUUCUGCUUUUGCUAUUGCUACAGCUGCAGCUGGGCAUGGGAGCCCACCAGGGUUUAAUAACUCUGAACGAACAUGCGAUAAGGAGUUCAUAAUACGUCGAGCAGCCACUAAUCGUGUCCUGAAUGUCCUUCGCCACUGGGUCUCAAAGCAUUCUCAGGAUUUUGAGCUAAACAAUGAACUGAAGAUGAAUGUUCUAAAUCUGCUAGAAGAAGUUUUGAGAGAUCCUGACCUUUUGCCACAAGAAAGAAAAGCUACAGCAAACAUCUUGAGAGCACUCUCUCAGGAGGAUCAAGAUGACACCCAUUUAAAAAUUGAGGAUAUAAUGCAGAUGUUAGAGUGUCCAAAACCAGAGUGCUUUGAAACUUUAUCGGCUAUGGAACUCGCUGAACAAAUCACUCUCCUAGAUCACAUUGUUUUCAGGAGCAUACCCUAUGAAGAGUUCCUUGGACAGGGUUGGAUGAAACUGGAUAAAAAUGAAAGAACACCGUAUAUAAUGAAAACCAGUCAACACUUUAAUGAUAUGAGCAACCUUGUGGCUUCCCAAAUUAUGAAUUAUGCUGACGUUGGUUCACGUGCUAAUGCAAUUGAGAAAUGGGUAGCGGUGGCAGACAUCUGCCGAUGUUUGCACAACUAUAAUGGUGUGCUUGAAAUCACAUCAGCCUUGAACAGAAGUGCAAUCUACAGACUGAAGAAAACCUGGGCUAAGGUUUCUAAACAGGCUAAAGCCCUUAUGGAUAAACUUCAGAAGACUGUAUCAUCUGAGGGAAGAUUUAAGAAUCUCAGAGAAACACUCAAGAAUUGUAAUCCGCCUUCAGUGCCAUAUCUCGGGAUGUACUUGACAGACCUGGCAUUUAUUGAAGAAGGAACACCCAACUUUACUGAAGAAGGCCUUGUCAAUUUUUCCAAAAUGCGAAUGAUAUCACAUAUUAUCAGGGAGAUACGACAGUUCCAACAGACUUCCUAUCGCAUAGAAUACCAACAAAAGGUCACUCAGUACUUACUUGACAAGAGUCUCAUCAUAGAUGAAGAUACUUUGUAUGAACUAUCCCUAAAAAUUGAACCUAGGCUGCCUGCCUGAAAAAAAUAUCAGUGCUGUCCUUCAGCCUACAGAGAACUUUAGAGUAAUGGGGAAAUUAUGCAUGAUGUGCCCCCCUACAGAAUGCAAGGGGGAAAGCUGGAAGAAAUUCAAAUUCCCUUUUCGAUUGAGGGACUCAGAGCCUCACAGAGAUUCCUUUUUGGGCACAGAGAAGCAGUUGCUGGAAGUAAAAGACCAAACGCCAGAGAUGUUGAUUAAACAGCUGUUGUUUUGCAAACGUGACAGUUUAGUGAAACAGAGACCUAAUGAAGAAGAAAGGAAAUGGCUGUAAUAACCACACUGAAUGAGGCAAUAAUGGGGCAAAGUUAAGUAUGGAUAACACAUUCCAUUAGACUUCAAUGAAUGAGGAAAUACAAGUGUAAAGCAAGAGGCUUUGCCUACCCUUAUUUGGAUACAAUGCAGGAUCCACAAAGAGCAUGCAAGGAACUACAUAUUUUGAUCCAGUUUGCAAUUCAUCGUGUCCGUUGUAAAGUAAUAUUUUAAUCCGUAGAUGAUAAUAUCUAAGAGCAUCAUCAACUGCAUUUGUUAUUUAAACCAUUCAUUCAAAGUAUCUUAUUUGUCAAUAAAUCCUGGUAUCUCCUUUCCCCAAAAGGCUGGGGAGCAGAGAUGCAGCAUAUUAAAAGCUA
Messenger RNA from Podarcis raffonei (Aeolian wall lizard), 8242 nucleotides. RefSeq names its product Ras protein specific guanine nucleotide releasing factor 2 (gene RASGRF2). Lineage: Eukaryota; Metazoa; Chordata; Lepidosauria; Squamata; Lacertidae. The record is from RefSeq and is a predicted model, not a curated record. Gene Ontology annotation, biological process: positive regulation of GTPase activity; Ras protein signal transduction. The transcript is spliced from 27 exons. Gene Ontology annotation, cellular component: plasma membrane. Gene Ontology annotation, molecular function: protein binding; guanyl-nucleotide exchange factor activity. Bases 4305 to 7598 code for a protein of 1097 amino acids.